CUGUCCAUGAGCCCCAAUCACUCCCCACUGCUUCUCACCGGGAUUCUAAAUGGAAUAUUGAUAUAUUUUAUUCUAUUUUCCCUAAAAGCUGCCACUUGCAGGUUUCUGCCUUCUUAAAACCACAGGAAGUAGGCUGUAGCAAAAUAGAUUUACAUUCACUAAAAAAAAAAGGAAAGCUGAUCGGUGUGAUAUUUUUGGAUGCCAUAUUGCAUGAUAGGAUGAAGUUUUGAUUUCGCUUUUGGAUUUAGAGCAAUCCAUUUUAGGUGUUGUUGUUCCUGAUGAUCACCAUGCCAGGAUUGUAUAACAAUCUGAUUUUUCGCUGGGAGACACACGAUCAUGGACUGGUACAGCAGACACAUUGUGUUGAUCUGGGAAAGAUGCCUGUGGAAAGGAUGCGCAUGAGGCCUUGGUUAGAGGAACAAAUAAAUGGCGAUAACAUUCCUGGACUCAAAUGGAUAAAUAAGGAAAAGAAGAUUUUUCAGAUACCUUGGAUGCACGCUGCUCGACACGGCUGGGAUGUGGAAAAAGAUGCCCCUUUAUUUAGGAACUGGGCCAUUCAUACAGGAAAGUAUCAGCCGGGAAUUGACAAACCAGACCCCAAGACCUGGAAAGCAAAUUUUCGGUGUGCAAUGAACUCUUUGCCAGAUAUAGAAGAAGUAAAAGAUAAAAGUAUGAAGAAAGGAAACAAUGCCUUCAGGGUUUACAGAAUGAUACCUAUGGCAGAAAGGCCUUCUAAAAGAGGUAAAAGAGCAAAGACUGAAAAGGAAGAAAAAAUUAAACAGGAAAAGCAGGAGGAACCUAGUCAGACCCCAUUGCCAUUAAUGAAUGGAAUAUGUACAGUCACUCCUCAAUAUACAAUCUUCUCUGGUGUGAUAAAAGCAGAGGUCGACAGCACUGUGAGCAUUGUAGCAGAAGACCAUGUAUACAGUAACAGUGUGGUAGAAGAGAUGAUCGUCACCAAUCCCCCAGAUGUAUGUCAAGUGGUUGAAGUAAUGACAGAAAGCGACGACCAUCCCAUUAACAAGGCACAGCAUUAUCCAUUACAGAUCUCACCAGUUUCUUCGUUUGCAGAAAGUGAAACAGACAGCGUACCUAGUGAUGAAGAAGGUGUGGGUCGACUUCACAUGCAAAAGAACAGUGAAAAUAAGGAAUGUGUAAGAACGUCAAGCCCCCGAGCGUUGUACAAUCUACCAGGCAUGGCGACAUUUGUCAACAAACCAGACCUUCAGGUCACCAUAAAAGAUGAAAAGUGCCCCUUGCCCUACAAUACUUCCUGGCCAAUGAUCCCGGAUGGUAGUACGUACCACUUACAAAUAGGACCAACAUCAUCGAUGAACACCCGGAAAGACCAUGAAACUAGAGCUACUGUUAUUAAGAAAACAUCAGAUGUCACUCAGUCAAGACUCAAAACAUACUAGGUGAAUUAUAUAUGUUAUGUCUGCAUUUUGGAAAGCUGGUUUCCAAGAAUUUUUAGCAACACCUAUUUGAAACACGUGACUGUCUUUAUGAGAUGCUGCUUACCGAAAUGUAAAAUUCCUAAUGCUUGGAACGUGGCUGUGGGCAUCUCCUAGUAAAGGAUAACUUUUCUCAGGAUUCGGUGGCACAGUAAACGUCAGAGGACCAACACCCAUUCAAGGAAAGAGCACGGUCGCGAGGCAACUCGAGAAGGUCUUUGUGUGAACUACAAAAAUGUGAAAUUGCUAGAAUAUUAUCUUUUUUUUUGUAAAAGAAAAUCUAUAUUGUAAAUAUGUAUAUUUUAUACAGCAGUUCUAGCAAAUUUGCAGUAUGCUUGUGCACCUUACAAAACAAGCACUUACACAGGAAAAAAAAGGCCUUCUAUUGUUAUACUCCAGUUGUUUUUGUAGGCAGCAAUCCUACACAGCCAGAAUCAUUUGAAGAGUCAAUAAUCGUUCAUUGCUUGUGUGUUAGAAUCGAAUUACGAGAAUUGAAAAGGUCUGUAUAAAUUAAGUAAAGCAAAUAAUUAUUUAAUAAUAAUAAUGAUAAAAAAAAAAAAAAAGCUGUUUUGGUUUUGUUCAUGCUUUGCUCAUGCCUGGUACAUAAAAAAAAUCUACUUCUACCCCAGCACUGAAUGUUUUAAUAUAAAAAUUAUGCAAACAUUAUAAAUGACAAAAAAAAAAAAAAAAUGAAUAACCUCUCUAAAGCAAGCAUUUUUAUUUUUUUAUACAGGGGAUAUUUUAUUUGCAGUGAAAAUCCAAAGUGGACAUAAUUGUUUUCUAUCUUUUUUAUACAGCAGAUUUAUUUUAUGAUUCAGUUUCCUGUUUGUCAGCAAGAAAAAUAUAUAAAAAACUAAGUUUGUUGUGGGACAUUUUCUUAACUCUUGUGUUUCCUAACAUGAAACUGAAAUAUUGAUUUAUUAUGUAGAAUUCAAAUUAUCCUGUGGAUUGAUAAAUAAAUAUGAAAUGCAAUUUUAUUUGUAAA
This is a messenger RNA of Pelobates fuscus (common spadefoot toad), 2439 nucleotides long. It is a transcript of the gene IRF2, whose product is annotated as interferon regulatory factor 2. NCBI's taxonomy places the organism in Eukaryota, Metazoa, Chordata, Amphibia, Anura, Pelobatidae. Bases 279 to 1418 code for a protein of 379 amino acids. Gene Ontology annotation, cellular component: nucleus. Gene Ontology annotation, molecular function: RNA polymerase II cis-regulatory region sequence-specific DNA binding; DNA-binding transcription factor activity, RNA polymerase II-specific. Gene Ontology annotation, biological process: regulation of transcription by RNA polymerase II; immune system process. The record is from RefSeq and is a predicted model, not a curated record. The transcript has 9 exons.